Messenger RNA from Tarenaya hassleriana, 4409 nucleotides. RefSeq lists its product as uncharacterized. NCBI's taxonomy places the organism in Eukaryota, Viridiplantae, Streptophyta, Magnoliopsida, Brassicales, Cleomaceae. The record is from RefSeq and is a predicted model, not a curated record. The transcript is spliced from 22 exons. Bases 217 to 4185 code for a protein of 1322 amino acids. Gene Ontology annotation, molecular function: protein binding.
UUUAAAAAAAAAGUGGUAAAAAAAAGAUAAAACCCCUCUGGGCUUCCGACUGGGCCGAUCUGUCGGACCUUCGAGGUGGACCGCCAUGGUUGGCACUGCUGAGUUUUGAGCGUGCAGCUCGAAUUCGUGUUUAGCAAUUUUUCCUGAGAUGCGAUUGGGGAAUUAGAUCUCCAGUUGCGUCUAAUUGAAUCUCGGAGGUCUGAAGAAGAGAUCAAGAUGUUGCGUCUGAGAGCAUUUCGGCAGACCAACGGUAAGGUUGUGAAGAUACAGGUGCAUCCUACGCAUCCGUGGCUUGUUACCGCCGAUGAUUCAGAUCACGUCUCUGUCUGGAACUGGGAGCAUCGUCAGGUGAUUUACGAAUUGAAAGCCGGUGGAGUUGAUCAGCGCAGGUUGGUUGGUGCCAAGUUAGAGAAGCUUGCUGAGGGAGAAUCUGACUCUAAAUCGAAACCCACAGAAGCCAUUCGAGGAGGAAGUGUUAAGCAGGUGAACUUUUACGAUGAUGAUGUGCGUUAUUGGCAACUUUGGUGCAAUCGUUCUGCUGCUGCAGAGUCUCCAUCAGCAGUCAAUCAUCUCACAUCCGGCUUCACCUCCCCUGCUCCUUCUACUAAAGGCCGGCAUUUUCUGGUCAUCUGUUGUGAGAAUAAAGCCAUUUUCUUGGACUUGGUGACAAUGCGUGGUCGAGAUGUGCCAAAGCAGGAGCUUGACAAUAAAUCACUUCUCUGCAUGGAGUUUCUCACGAGAUCAUCCGCUGGUGAUGGCCCCUUGGUUGCAUUUGGUUCAUCCGAUGGUGUCAUUAGGGUGCUUUCAAUGAUUACAUGGAAGCUUGUACGCAGGUACACAGGAGGGCAUAAAGGAUCAAUUUCCUGCUUGAUGAAUUUCAUUGCAUCAUCUGGCGAAGCACUCCUUGUUUCAGGUGGUAGUGAUGGAUUACUUAUAUUGUGGAGUGCAGAUCAUGGUACUGAUUCAAGGGAACUAGUACCAAAGCUUAGCUUGAAGGCACAUGAUGGAGGGGUGGUGGCUGUUGAGCUGUCAAGGGUAAGUGGCAGUGCUCCGCAGUUGAUUACAAUUGGUGCUGAUAAGACAUUGGCCAUAUGGGACACAAUGACAUUUAAGGAAUUGCGAAGAAUUAAACCUGUCUCAAAGCUAGCAUGCCAUAGCAUUGCUUCUUGGUGUCACCCUCGAGCUCCAAAUCUUGAUAUUUUAACCUGUGUCAAAGAUUCACACAUAUGGUCUAUUGAACAUCCCACCUAUUCAGCACUGACAAGGCCAUUAUGUGAACUUUCAUCCCUGGUUCCUCCCCAAGUGCUUGCAACACACAAGAAACUUAGGGUCUAUUGUAUGGUUGCACAUCCUCUCCAGCCUCACCUUGUCGCGACAGGCACUAAUGCUGGUAUUAUAGUUAGCGAAUUUGAUCCUAGAGCCCUACCAUCUGCAGCUCCGCUUCCAACACCGUCCGAAAGUAGGGAGCAUUCUGCUGUGUAUAUCAUUGAAAGGGAACUUAAAAUGCUGAACUUUCAGCUAUCCAACUCAGCCAACCCUUCCCUUGGAAAUAAUAGCUCCUUGGCUGAGACAGGAAGGUUCAAGGGAGACUCCAGUGAAUCAUUAAUUGUAAAGCAAACUAAAAAGCAUAUCAGUACGCCUGUUCCACAUGAUUCAUACUCUGUUCUGUCUGUAAGCAGUUCUGGAAAGUAUCUUGCAGUUGUAUGGCCUGACAUACCAUACUUCUCUAUCUACAAGGUUAGUGACUGGUCCGUUGUUGAUUCUGGAAGUGCGAGGCUUUUGGCUUGGGAUACAUGCCGCGAUAGAUUUGCAAUAUUGGAAUCUGCAUUACCUCCGAGAAUGCCUAUAAUCCCAAAAGGUGGUUCAUCACGAAGGGCUAAAGAAGCCGCUGCAGCCGCAGGUCAAGCUGCCGCUGCAGCCGCUAGUGCAGCUUCAUCAGCUACUGUCCAAGUCCGUAUUCUCUUGGAUGAUGGUACAUCAAACAUACUCAUGAGAUCCGUUGGGGGUCGCUCUGAACCAGUCAUCGGUCUACAUGGCGGUGCUCUACUUGGUGUGGCCUAUCGCACAUCCCGUAGGAUUAGUCCUGUUGCUGCAACUGCUAUUUCUACGAUUCAAUCAAUGCCGCUCUCAGGAUUUGGAAACAGCAAUCUUUCUUCAUUCUCUAACUAUGAUGAUGGAUUUUCUUCUAACAGAUCUAGUGAUGCUGCUUCCCUAAAUUAUCAGCUUUACAGUUGGGAGACUUUUGAGCCAGUGGGUGGUUUAUUACCCCAGCCAGAAUGGACUGCAUGGGACCAAACGGUUGAGUACUGUGCUUUUGCUUAUCAACAAUAUAUAGUCAUAUCUUCCCUACGGCCUCAGUAUAGAUAUCUUGGAGAUGUUGCCAUUUCGCAUGCUACUAGCUCUGUUUGGCAUCGGAGGCAGCUGUUUGUUGUUACACCGACUACAAUUGAAUGCGUCUUUGUGGAUGCCGGAGUUUCUCAAAUCGAUAUAGAAACUAGGAAGAUGAAAGAGGAGAUGAAACUGAAGGAGGCGCAGGCCAGAGCAGUUGCAGAGCAUGGAGAGUUAGCCUUGAUCACAGUAGAAGGUCUACAGACUGUUAAGCAUGAAAGGAUAUCUUUAAGGCCCCCCAUGCUGCAGGUGGUACGUUUAGCUUCUUUCCAAAAUGCUCCCUCUGUUCCACCAUUCUUAUCACUGCCGAGACAAUCUAGGGUUGAUGGAGAUGAUUCUAUGCUGGAUGAAAGAAAAGCCAAUGAAGUAGCUGUUGGUGGUGGUGGGGUUUCGGUGGCUGUUACUCGUUUUCCAGUGGAGCAAAAACGACCAGUGGGACCUCUUGUCGUUGUUGGUGUACGGGAUGGAGUUCUUUGGCUCAUUGAUAGGUACAUGUGUGCCCAUGCUAUAUCACUGAGCCAUCCCGGCAUCCGUUGUCGCUGCCUAGCUGCUUAUGGUGAUGCUGUCAGUGCAGUUAAAUGGGCAAGUAGGCUCGGAAGAGAGCAUCACGAUGAUCUAGCACAGUUUAUGCUAGGAAUGGGCUAUGCUACUGAAGCCCUUCAUCUGCCCGGAAUAUCAAAGAGGUUGGAGUUUGAUCUAGCAAUGCAGAGCAACGAUCUCAAGAGGGCUCUUCAAUGUCUUCUCACGAUGAGCAAUAGUCGGGACAUUGGGCAGGAUGGUUCUGGUCUCGAUUUGAGCGAUAUUCUUUCUUUAACAACUAAGAAAGAAGAUGUGGUCGAGGCUGUUCAAGGAAUAGUGAAGUUUGCAAAAGAGUUUCUGGACCUUAUUGAUGCUGCAGAUGCCACUGGACAAGCUGAUAUUGCUCGCGAAGCGCUCAAAAGGUUGGCCACUGCAGGUUCAGUGAAAGGUGCAUUGCGCGGUGAUGACUUACGAGGGCUUGCUUUACGCCUAGCAAAUCAUGGAGAAUUGACACGCCUAAGUGGUCUGAUAAACAAUCUGAUCUCCAUAGGCAUGGGGCGUGAAGCUGCAUUUUCAGCUGCAGUUUUGGGGGACAAUGCUCUCAUGGAGAAAGCAUGGCAAGACACGGGAAUGCUCGCAGAAGCUGUGCUUCAUGCCCAUGCACAUGGUCGUCCAACGUUAAAGAAUUUGGUACAGGCUUGGAACAAAACUCUGCAGAAGGAAGUUGAGCAGGCGCCAUCUUCAAAAACCGAUGCGGCGAGUGCAUUCCUCGCCUCCCUCGAGGAUCCCAAGCUUACGAGUUUGUCCGAUGCUUCCCGGAAACCACCCAUUGAGAUACUGCCUCCGGGAAUGUCGUCCAUCUUCGCUUCCAUUUCUACCCAGAAAAAACCUCCACCCAUCCAGAAAACUUCACAGCAAGAACCAACUAAGCCAUUGCAAAUCGAAGCACCUCCUUCCUCCGAAGCGCCACAAGCCGCUCCUGUUGAGUCAGCCGCACCAGAACCCGUCCCUCCUGCUGCUCCAGCGCCCGAAGCAGCAGCCGAGACUGAACCAGCGUCAGAGACUGAACCCGAGCCUCCGGUAGAAAAGGAGGAAGUUUCUUCAGAAGAUAAAACCGCUUCCUUCUCAAGCCCGACCCCCGAAACCACUGCAGCUGUAGAGGAAAGCAAGAAAACCUCACCCGAAAGUGAGUCGGAGAGUGAACAAGCAGCUGAGAAGCAAGAAGCCGUAGCUCCUGCAAGAGACUAUACGAAAGAUCUGGAUUUCUUGAAUGUCUAAGUUAGUUGAAUUGCUAAAUGAAAGAUCGUUCAUGAAACAUGAGCAGAGCGUGUAAAGAUGUGCUCAUUCGAGUUUUGUGACUACAUCAUUAGAAACAUGAACGUUUUGCCUUUCCGUGCUGUUACUACUCGAUGGUUUGUGUUGUAGUUGUCACUGUUGAACCUCUCUCUGAGAUACGUGAAUUUGUUGGAAGUGUAGUACGGUCUCACCACUACAAACACCUA